Messenger RNA from Aspergillus uvarum CBS 121591, 660 nucleotides. Its product is annotated as ankyrin. NCBI's taxonomy places the organism in Eukaryota, Fungi, Ascomycota, Eurotiomycetes, Eurotiales, Aspergillaceae. The record is from RefSeq and is a predicted model, not a curated record. Gene Ontology annotation, biological process: regulation of gene expression. The transcript has a single exon. Gene Ontology annotation, molecular function: protein binding. Gene Ontology annotation, cellular component: nucleus. The annotation marks the transcript as partial.
UCGCUCCUCACUCCACCACCAUACAUCACUCUUCACUCCCGCGAGGACUACUCCUACCUCUCUCCCGCGCACCAAACCCACGACCCCCACCACCACCUGCUCCCCCAGCCCCGCAACCACGACAACACCCACCUCAGCCCCACCCACCAAAAGACCGGCCUCCUCCACAUCGCCGCCCAGAAAGGCCACGAGCGCAUCGUGCGCAUGCUCCUGCACCAUCACCAGCCGCGCCUCGACGCCAACGCGCCGGACAGCGAGGGCCGCACGCCGCUCAUGCACGCCGUCGUCGCGGGCCACGCGGCGGUCGUGCGCGCGCUGCUGGCCGCCGGCGCGCGCUGCGACCCCGUCGAUCACCGGCGGCGGUCGGUGCUGCAUCUCGCCGCGCUGUAUCGGCGGGAGCUGGUGUUGCGGGUGUUGCUGGGGGAGAUUUGUGGGAUUGGGAUUGGGGUUAAGCCGGAGGAGGAGGAGGAUUACGACGACGACGACGCCGACAACGAUGGUGGUGGUGGGGAGGGCGAUGUCCGAAGAGUCCGGGGACCGGGGAUGGAGUCCCUGCUGGGGGCGUGUGAUGCUGAGGGGAAUACCCCGUUGCAUCUGGCGGUCGCGGAUGGGUUUGAGGCGGGGGUGAUUAUGCUUUUGGAGGCGCAGGCGCGACGGUGA